UAUGUUGGACGAGCUCAAUCCAAAGGCGUGGCUGCUUGCAGGUGGACGUUGCUGCUCUCCAUCUCUCAACUCUUCACAAACAGGACUUUUUUCUCCGUCAGGGGACUAAAAUACUGCAAACAUGCCUAAAUGCCCCAAGUGCGAGAAGGAAGUGUACUUUGCGGAGAGAGUUUCGUCACUUGGCAAAGACUGGCACAGACCCUGUCUGAAGUGUGAGAAAUGCAAUAAGACCCUCUCAGCAGGCUCACAUGCAGAGCAUGAAGGAAAACCCUAUUGUAACAACCCAUGCUACGCUGCACUCUUUGGACCCAAAGGGUUUGGACGUGGCGGUACUGAAAGCCACACAUUUAAAUAAACUGUUAUACAGGUUUACACUUUAAAAGGAUGUUUUUAGAGGCACGGAUGCCACUAUUUUAUCCACCUAUGGCUAAACCAAAAAUAAACAUGACCAAAUCAUUUUGAAACUACUAAUUUGUAUAAAAAUGCUGUCUGAUUUAGCGGCAUAGAGUGAUGUUUCAUUCUGUUUUUAAUUGAAGUGAACAUUGUAUACAAUAAAUGUCUGUUUUAAACUA
This is a messenger RNA of Misgurnus anguillicaudatus (oriental weatherfish), 572 nucleotides long. Its product is annotated as cysteine-rich protein 1. Lineage: Eukaryota; Metazoa; Chordata; Actinopteri; Cypriniformes; Cobitidae. The record is from RefSeq and is a predicted model, not a curated record. Gene Ontology annotation, molecular function: zinc ion binding. Gene Ontology annotation, biological process: intrinsic apoptotic signaling pathway in response to DNA damage; regulation of gene expression.